Messenger RNA from Coffea arabica (coffee), 1464 nucleotides. The record is from RefSeq and is a predicted model, not a curated record. Lineage: Eukaryota; Viridiplantae; Streptophyta; Magnoliopsida; Gentianales; Rubiaceae.
AUGACUGCUCUUUCUUUUGAAGAAGAACGAUACUACUUGAGAUUACUCUUAUCAAAGGUUCGAUGUCCAACUUCAUUUGAUGACUUAAGAACCUUUAAUGGAGUUCAAGUAGAAACGUUCCAAGAAGCAGCAUUAAUUCGAGGCUUGUUACAAAAUGAUAACAGCCAAGAAAUCUGUUUACAAGAUGCCUCACUUUUUCAUAUGUCCUACGAAAUGAGGCGACUUUUUGCAAUACUUUUGGUUUAUUCUUGCCCUAAUGAUCCAAAGGCAUUGUGGCAAAUUUUUGAAUCUUCUAUGUCAGAAGAUUUUGCCAAAUGUUCAGCAAUGACAUCUGCACAAGUGAAAAGAAAUGUCUUGCAACAAAUUGAUGGAUUUUUGCAAUCCAUGGGAAAAAGUAUAUAUUCAUAUAAUUUGAUUCCUACUGGAUUCUCUUAUGAAAAUAUAGAGAAUGAAACUCGAGAAUUAAGAGCAGAAAGAAACAUUGUCAUUUCAGAAACUGACUUAAAUUCAAUUCAGCUACUCAAUGAAAAACAGAAAAUAGCAUUUGUAGUCAUAUCUGAGAGAAUUUACUCAAAUAGACCUGGUGUUUUUUUCAUUGACGGUCCAGGUGGUACUGGAAAAACAUUUCUGUAUAGAGAUUUGUUAGCUGAUGUUAGAUCUAAAGGUUAUCUUGCUCUUGCUACAGCUACAUCAGGAAUUGCAGCUUCCAUUUUACCAGGUGGAAGGACUACUGCACAUUCCAGAUUUAAAAUUCCAAUAGAUAUCUUUGAUGGUGCAACAUGUCGGGUAAGUAAACAAACUUCUUUAGCUGCAAUGAUCAAGGAAGCAAAGCUUAUAAUCUGGGAUGAAGCACCAAUGUCUAAAAAGGCAGCAAUUGAAGCUUUAGAUGAUCUCUUAAGAGAUUUAAUGAAUUCAGAAGAAAUAUUUGGGGGAAAGGUAGUUGUACUUGGUGGAGAUUUUAGACAAACAUUACCAGUUGUUAGAAAAGGAACAAAAGCUGAAAUGAUAAAUGCAUGUUUGAUAAAUUCUCCAUUAUGGCACAAAUUAGAGAAAUUGCAAUUAACAGAGAACAUGAGAGCAAAAUUAGAUCCUUUAUUCACGCAGUUUCUCUUAAAAAUUGGAGAUGGAACACAGGAAACAGAUGAGAAUGACAUAGUAAAACUUCCAUUUUCAAUUGUAGUUAACUAUAAUAAUGAGACUGAUGCAAUUGAAAAGCUAAUCAAUAUUGUGUAUCCUGAAUUUAAAGAUCCUUCAAAGAAACUGCAUUGCUCACAAAAUAGAGCAAUUCUAACUACAAAGAAUAACUUUGUAGAUGAAAUAAAUGAUGAAUUGAUCAAAAAAUUUCCAGGAGAUUUGGCUGAGUACCUAAGCUAUGAUGAAACACUGAAUGAAAAUCAUCAAUCUGAAUACAUUGAUCUUCUGAACACUCUUACGCCUAGCAAUUUACCUUCACAUAGUUGGUGA